AUGGUAUCAUUAAAUUUAAUUAAUAGAUUAUCAAUUUUAUCGUUUAAAAAUAAAAAUACUGAUUAAUAUUUAAAUAAAUAAAUAAUUUCAAAAUUUAAUAAAAUCAAAUAAAUUUAAUUGGAAAUUUGUUUCAAAUUAAGAGAUAUGGAGAGCAUAGUUACAGGAAUCGUUUCACUUAUAUUUAAAAUACUUGAUAAAUAUGUUGUUUAUAAUAUGGCUACAUCAUCAAUUAUACCUAAGUUAAGUCUAUUUUGUAUUUUCGCUCUGAUAGAAUUUAUAAUUGUUUUCUCAGUUUUAGAGAAUAUAUUGGAAGAUGUAAUUAAGGCUUGCUUUAAAUUUUACAGGAAUCAAACUCCUCUUUCUUCUCAUCUAGAUAUUUAAAGCUUUAUUACCCUUUUAAUUACUGUACAUUCAGUUAUUAACAAAGCCUUAAUAUAUUCAGGAUACGGUUUUUUUGAUUCAUUUUUAAUUUCUCUAGCAGUAUUGUUUGGGGUUAUAAUAUUUAUACUUGAAUAAUAUAAUUUCAUUUAUAGAUUUGUUUCGUAUGAUGAAAAGAAAGCUAUAAUUAGUAAAAAGUAGAAAAUAGAAGAUUCCUAUGGUUAAAAUAAUUAAGAUUCUUUUGUUGUUAUUUCUUUUGAAGAAGAAAAAUCUAUUUCAAAUAGGAUACAAACUUAAAAAGAUAAAAAAGCAAAUCAAAAGACAGCAGAUAAAUAAAUUUACAGCAACUAAACUGUCUAAAUAACUCAUUUAUAUUGGGUUUUAAAUAUAAUUUAUUUAAUCUUUAUAAAAUGGAUGCUUAAAAAGUAUAUUGAUUCUUCAACAAGCGAUUUUUAAAAAUUUAAAUUUAUGCUUGUUGAUUUCUUUUUUUUAUAUCCAAUACUAUCUGGAAGCCAUAAAAUACAGAGUAUAUAACUAUAAGGGGUUUUAAUAUUAAACAUCUUAUCUUAAUGUUUUCUUGUAAAUAUCUAGGAGGUUCAUAUCUUAAUAACUUAUAUUGCAUUAGUUUUUAUCGUCAAAAAAUAUGGUAAAAGCAUUCUGAAUUUAGUGAUAAGUAUAUUAGUAUUGGUUUAUUUAAAUGAUUUCAUAUUGCAGUUUAUCAUUCAUUAAACAAGAAUGCACUUUUCGAUUAAAAUAAUUUUUAAUAUUAUUGGACUCUCUAUGCUAUGCUUCUUUUAUAGAGUAUCACACGAAGGUUUGAUAUAUGCUUCAUUUUUACCUGCUAUUUAGUUUAUUUUAUUUAUGAUAUGGUUCUUUGUGUUUGUUUUUCAUAUUGAAAAGCAAGUUUACUCAACUUAAAGCUAUUUGACUGAUUUGAUAAAAGAGUAAGCUGGCUUAAUAGUGCUGCUAAAUUUUGAGAUUGCAAUUUUAAAUAAGAUUAGCAAUAAAAUAAGUAAUUACCUAUAUUAGAUCUAAAAUACUAUGUAACAUCAAUAUUAGCAGAAUAUAAUCUUUGAAAUUUUAAAUGACAAUGUCUUCUAAAUCAUUUGGUACCAAGAUCCUCUAAUGAAAAUGUCUCUAAAAAAAAUGAAUACCUUAUAAUUCUAUGUUUGCUUUGCGUUCAUGCACUUAUUCUUUGGUUCUUCAAAUAUGUUUUCAUUCAUAGCUUUCUAAGUUAUAAUGAAUCCAUAUUUUUGGAUAAGUAGCUUUCAGAAUAAGAGAUACUUUACUUUUAUAAUUGUUACAUUUAGCUAUGUUAGCAAGUAUAUGUUAAAUAAAGGAUUUCAUUUUAUAUUGAAAUACUUGAUUAACUGUACUUUGGUGAUUUUCUCAUGGAAAAAAAGUUUACUGGCAAAUCUAAUUCCUGUAAUAUUUGAGAAUUACACACAAAUUAUGUCAUAAGAGAACAGCAGGUUUCAAAUAGUUAAUGCUAAGAGCAAUGACUAUACUAGUAACUGGGAGAUAUUUAUUGUAUCUGUUUCUUUCCUUUCUGCAAUAGGGUUUUUAGUAUCCAAUUCUCUUAUAAAUAAUAUAACGAAAAGAAUUAGAGAUUUGCUAGUCCCAUUUAUGAUUUACUUUUUGAUUUUCUAAGAUUCAAGCUCAUAAUCUAAAUAUAUAUGCUUGAAUUUUAUGCUUUCAUUUGUAUAAGAUUUGGGUAUACUAACUAAAGAUAUGUGA
This is a messenger RNA of Tetrahymena thermophila SB210, 2115 nucleotides long. Its product is annotated as transmembrane protein, putative. The record is from RefSeq and is a predicted model, not a curated record. The transcript has 6 exons. NCBI's taxonomy places the organism in Eukaryota, Ciliophora, Oligohymenophorea, Hymenostomatida, Tetrahymenidae.